AUGAACGUGAAUAUGUUCAAAGCGGCGGACUAUGUCCCCCAGGAUGCUGGUCUUUCGUAUCAAAACACACUCCCUGCUGUAGAGGAGCUACCGCUACCUCGAGACUUUACCUGGGGUACUGCUACGGCUGCGUAUCAGGUUGAAGGCGCCGCCUUCCAGGACGGCAAAGGGAAAUCCAUCUGGGACACUUUCACUCAUCUUGACCCUUCUCGUACCAACGGGGAAAAUGGAGACAUUGCCUGUGAUCACUACAAUCGCAUGGUGGAGGAUGUUAAGUUGAUGGCCUCAUAUGGUGUUGAUGUGUAUCGUUUCUCGAUCGCCUGGACCCGAAUUAUCCCUCUAGGCGGACGUGACGAUCCGAUAAAUGAGAAUGGAAUCGCAUUCUACAACAAGCUGAUCGAUUGUCUCUUGGAGCAUCAUAUUGAGCCCGUUGUGACCAUCUAUCAUUGGGACGUACCGCAAGGGAUCUACGAUCGUUACGGGGCCUUCUUGAACACGGUCGAGUUCCAGGCGGACUUUGAACAUUAUGCACGGCUGUGCUUUUCUCGUUUUGGGGAUCGAGUCAAACGGUGGAUCACAUUUAACGAGCCCUAUAUUAUUUCAAUUUUUGGUCACCAUAGUGGGGUGCUUGCUCCUGGUCGUAACAGCACAACAGGGGGGGAUUCGAGAAUUGAGCCAUGGCGUGUUGGCCACACCAUCAUCCUUGCCCACACCUCUGCGGUGCAGACCUACGCGACAGACUUUCAACCCACACAGAAAGGUGAUAUUUCGAUUGUCCUGAAUGGACACUUUUAUGAGCCGUGGGAUGCCGCCAGCGAAGAACAUCGGUUAGCUGCCCAACGUCGCUUGGAGUUUUACAUCGGUUGGUUUGGCGACCCCAUCUUCCUAGGAAAGGAUUAUCCAGCACCCAUGCGAGCUCGGCUUGGUAGUCGUUUACCUGGAUUCACAUUGGAAGAGCUGGACCUUCUGCGUCGCUCAGCCCCAAUCAACUCGUUUUAUGGUAUGAACCAUUACACGACCAAAUACGCACGAGCUCUACCUGACCCACCGGCAGACGAUGACUGCACCGGUAAUGUGGAGGAGGGGCCCACUAACAGCGAGGGGAAGACCACAGGACCUCUAUCUGGCAUGUCCUGGCUACGGGUGACACCCGCAGGGUUCCGGAAGUUGAUGAACUGGGUCUGGGAUCGCUAUGGUCGACCAAUCGUAGUCACUGAGAAUGGAUGUCCAUGUCCAGGCGAAAGUCAGAUGACGAAGGAGCAAGCCCUAGACGACCAGUUCCGCAUUCGGUACUUUGGGUUGUAUCUCGAUGCUAUUUCCCGAGCAAUUUAUGAUGACGGGGUGAAAGUCGAGGGCUACUACGUCUGGUCAUUAAUGGAUAACUUCGAGUGGUCUGCUGGCUAUGGCCCUCGCUAUGGAAUCACACAUGUCGAUUUCACAACCUUAGUCCGCACACCCAAACAAUCGGCAAAGUAUUUACAGAGCAGUUUCAAGAACCGUAGGGCCACAAACCGGAGAUAG
This is a messenger RNA of Aspergillus pseudotamarii, 1521 nucleotides long. Its product is annotated as glycoside hydrolase family 1 protein. The transcript has 2 exons. NCBI's taxonomy places the organism in Eukaryota, Fungi, Ascomycota, Eurotiomycetes, Eurotiales, Aspergillaceae. Gene Ontology annotation, molecular function: beta-glucosidase activity. Gene Ontology annotation, biological process: carbohydrate metabolic process. The record is from RefSeq and is a predicted model, not a curated record. Bases 1 to 1521 code for a protein of 506 amino acids.